UAUAUACAGUAUAUUCAUCAUUAUAUACAGUAGUUCUUUUAUCGUGAUGAUGAUGAGCGUUAAAUAUUAUGUCCGGUACUUUAAACAUUAUGUGCUGUAGAUUUUGCAUUUUGUUAUGAUGUAGACACAGUAUUAUAUGCUGUGCUUUCUUCUUUACGAUGACGAUCUUUCAGCUCAUUUGGGAACACGUUCUGUUAGAAAAUGGAAGAUAUUUUACGGGACCUUCAAAUGGUUCAAUUUAUAGAUGUCUUCAAAAAAGAAAAGAUCACACCAGAUAUUGUCUGUUUCUUAAAUCGCAAUGAAAUGUUGCAACUUGGAUUACAUCCGCACGAAAUGACAAAACUUCGAAAUUUCUGCAUAAAUUACGGCACAAAGCAACCGACUCGUCAGAUAUCUGGUUGUGGAGCAUCAAAAUUUACCAUUCCAAAAGAAACUUUACAAAGUUUUAUAGACGAUGGCUUUUCCAUUUCAAAUAUUGCCAGCCUUCUUUCGGUGUCGGAGAAAACAAUUUAUAGACGAAUGCAGGAAUAUAAUUUGAAAAAGCGGAUCUAUACUGAUAUUGACGAUAGAGAAUUAAAAAAAAUAGUGAUGGAUGUAAUAGAAGAGUUUCCCUCCUGUGGUGAAAUAAUGCUUGCACAAGUUCUGCGACAACAAAACAUAAAGAUAGAAAGAGCAAAGUUGAGAUUAAUUUUGCAUGAAAUGGAUAAAGAUGGAAUAAAGGCUAGGAAAUCCGGACGAUUGCAAAGAAGGACAUACCAGUCACAAGGUCCGAAUCAUAUCUGGCAUAUUGAUUCAAAUCACAAACUUGUUAGGUGGAAUUUUAUCGUAUCAGGUGGUAUAGAUGGAUUUAGCAGAAUGAUAGUUUUUUUAAAAUGUGAGGACAAUAAUAAAGCGGACAAUGUGUUCAGAUGUUUCAUGGAAGGAGUAAAAGAUUUUGGGAUUCCAUUGCGUGUACGUACGGACAAAGGAAUGGAAAAUAGUAAAAUAGCAGAUUUUAUGAUCGAAAAGAGAGGAUCUUCAAGUAUGUUGCUGGGGAAAAGAGUUCACAAUCAACGCAUAGAAAGACUGUGGAGAGAUGUUUUUAAUGGUGUCCUUGGCUAUUAUUACAGAUUGUUUUAUUUCAUGGAGGAGGAGGAAAUUGUAGAUCCCUUGAACGAAGUUCAUCUACUUGCUCUUCAUUACAUAUAUUUACCAAAAAUAAACGAAAAAUUAAAGCUGUGGUCAAACGCAUGGGCCACUCACAGAUUACGUACUGUGAAAGCUAGUCCCUGGUGUCUUUGGACUGCUGGAAACUUUAAUAACCCUGUGGGGGAUGAUGUUGCUGAUAGUGUUGACAAUUUACAAGAACAUGAAUUAAAUGAGUUGGAGGAAAACCCUCGGCCUAUAUUUGAAGGGCUUUCUUUGUUGAACCCAGUUUGCUUGGAAGAAUUGGAGAGGAGAUGUCCAGCAACAUUGGCAUCUGUAAAUCAUGGGAUAGACAAAUAUCAAAUUUGUGUAGAGAUUUUGAAAAAUUUAAAUUAAUGACUAGUUUUAUUAAAUUUAAGCCUGCGAAUAUCCAUGAAUUUGUAAUAUUUCCCAGCUAUAGGGAAAAUAUGCUUUUAUAAUGUCAAUUUUAUUUUUUGCAGCAAAUACAACAGCAUAACAACUCUGAUCAUUCAAAAAAUUUAUUAUCAACUUCUCAAAACAACAAAUGAAAAAAAUUCAACUAUCAAAUGUCUAAAACAUGAACAAAAUGGAAGCAUUUCUCUGAAUGAAUAUUUUCAUCAUUUAUAUUUUAUGUUACUAGACUCUUUAAAAUUCAUCAUUACAUACAAGUACAGACACAUAAUAUUCUGACUCCAUCUCCUUUCUUUGUAAAUAUAAAUGAUGUUAACAAUAAAGCAAUUAAAUCAAAAUCAAUUAUUUGUUUUAUUUACAAAUGUAAAAAAUAAAUGUGUUUGUGAAACACUAUGAGCCUUGUGGCAACAGUUUGAACAAGAUGUGUUUAUGAAACACUAUGCGCCUGGCGUCAACAAAGUUCAAAAAAGCUAUUUUUAGUAUAUAGGUCACAGUCAAGAUCACAAGGUCAUUGGCCUUGGUUUUGUUUGAAAGAACUUAAUUAGUGGAGUAUGCAUACUUAAUAUGAAGUCCUUAUCUCCUAUGGUUCAAAAGUUAUGGCAAAAAGUGGAAAAAGCUAUUAUUAGCAUAUAGGUCACAAUCAUGGUCACAAGGUCAUUGGCCUUGGUGUUGUUUGAAAGAUCUUAAUUAGUGAAGUAUGCAUACUAAAUAUGAAGUCACUAUCUCCUAUGGUUCAAAAGUUAUGGCAAAAAGAGGAAAGAGCUAUUUUUGGCAUAUAGGUCACAGUCAAGGUCACAAGGUCAUUGAUCUUGAUGUCAUUUGAAAGAACUUUUUUUUGUGGAGUAUGCAUUCCAAAUAUGAAGUCUCUAUCUCUUGUGGUUCAAAAGUUUUGGCGAAGGUUAAAGUUGACAAAAGACGGAUAGACAAACAGAUAAACAGACACACAGACAGGACAAAAACAAUAUACGCCUGGGAUCUAUCGAUCCGGGCACAUAAAAACUUGUUUUUACACAGUCAAGGUCACAUGAUCAUUGUCCUUGGUGUCAUUUGAAAGCACUUAAUUCAUGGCGUAUGCAUACCAAACAUAAAGUCUCUAUCUACUAUGAUUCAAAAGUAAUGGUGAAAGUUCUUAAAGUUCUUAAAAGCUAUUUUUAGCAAAUAGGUCAGUCAAGGUCACAAAAUCAUUGACCUUAGUUUAAUUUGAAAGAACUUUAUUAGUGGAGUAUGCACACCAAAUAUAAAGUCCCUGCUUUUCACGGUUCAAAAAUUAUGGCGAAGGUUAAAGUUGACAAAAGACAGACAGACAGGACAAAAACAAUAUACGUCCAAGAUCUAUCAAUCAGAGUGCAUAAAAAUUGUGACCUUGUAGAUGUAUUUACAAAGUCGCCAAAGUUGAUUGUUACUAUAAAGAAAUGCAUAUUAUAAGUACUCAGUAAAAUUAAAACAAAUUUAAAAUGCAAUUCCUAUGACCCUCAUCCCAAAUAUAUGUACAUGUACUGUAUAUGCAACUGAAUUAUGACAAUGACACCCUCUCUAGUCACCAGCAACCUGUGAAAUAUGAACCCUUAAGACUUUUACUUAGUCUAAAUAACCCUGCAAUAAAUCCAAGACAAAUAAAAGGAUCAUGAGCUACUUUUGUCAAGAAUUAAGUUUUGAGAAUUUCUAUAUGAUGCAAAGAAGAUGGGUGAACAUAAUGGGUAAAAUGCCUAUAACUAACAGUUUACAAAAUCUCACUAAGACUGAAAUUAGUUGCCUAUGGAUUAGUAUACACAUACUAGAUAGGAAACAUAGGUAAUCAAGAUUACAAAGCUCACCUCGACAAAUGUUAUCAGUGUAAGUAAUGCAAAUCUCACAUAAUAUUUUUUUUCAUAAUAUCUAGUAUUUAUCCCAACAACAAUAUUCUUGCAAAUUGUGUUUUAACCCCUUACAGGGCAUAUACACAUUUCUAGGUGUGUAGCGUGAAAAACAUUUAAAGUGUAAACAGAUAUUCACAAAUUUGUUAAUACUGCAGAUAACAAGGACUUCAAGUUCAUUGGGAUUAAUCUAUUCCCAAAACUUUAACCUGGUCUCUAAUGUUUGGAAAAUAUAGGUCAGAUCCAGCAUCCGAAGCAAGUCUGGUAGUGUCUUUUCCUAGCUGCAUCAUCUAUGCAAGUUUGGUUCAGGUAGGGCUUAUAUUUACUAG
Saccostrea cuccullata (small rock oyster) is the source of this 3739-nucleotide messenger RNA. RefSeq lists its product as uncharacterized. The record is from RefSeq and is a predicted model, not a curated record. Gene Ontology annotation, molecular function: nucleic acid binding. The transcript has 3 exons. The coding region runs from base 202 to 1521 and encodes 439 amino acids. NCBI's taxonomy places the organism in Eukaryota, Metazoa, Mollusca, Bivalvia, Ostreida, Ostreidae. Gene Ontology annotation, biological process: DNA integration.